GCCGCCAUCAACGCGGCGCCUGCCACCCGCCUCGCCGGCGCCGGUGCCGCUGCCGCUGCCCGCCGCUCCUAUGCCACCGCCAGCCAGCUCACCCACCCCGACCCGACCGAGGACUCAGCCAGCGGCAAGAUGGUCCGCGAGCACGUCCCCUACAUGGUGACCACCUACUCUCGCCCUCCUCCCGUCUUCGUCAAGGGCAAGGGCUCCUACCUCUGGGACUUGGAGGACCGCAAGUACCUCGACUUCACGUCGGGUAUUGCUGUUAACUCGCUCGGUCAUUGUGACGAGGAGUUUUCCAAGAUUAUUGCUGAGCAGGCCCAAGAACUAGUCCACGCCUCCAACCUCUACUACAACCCCUGGACCGGCGCGCUCUCCAAGCUCCUCGUCGAAUCCACCAUCGCCUCGGGCGGCAUGCACGACGCCUCCUCCGUCUUCAUCUGCAACUCCGGGUCCGAAGCCAACGAAGCCGGCAUCAAGUUCGCCCGCAAGGUCGGCAAGGUGCUCGACCCCUCGGGUUCCAAGAUCGAAAUUGUCUCCUUCCAAAACGCCUUCCACGGCCGCACCAUGGGUUCCCUCUCCGCCACGCCCAACCCCAAGUACCAGGCCCCCUUCGCGCCCAUGGUGCCCGGUUUCAAAGUGGGCACCUACAACGACAUCGCCUCCAUUUCGUCGCUGGUAACCGAAAAGACCUGCUCCGUCAUCGUAGAGCCCAUCCAGGGUGAGGGCGGCGUGAUGCCCGCCACCGAGGAAUUUCUGGUGGCGCUGGGCAAACGCUGCCGCGAGGUGGGCGCUUUGUUGCACUACGACGAGAUCCAGUGCGGCAUGGCCCGCACGGGAACCUUCUGGGCGCACUCCUCCUUGCCCAAGGAAGCCCACCCGGACAUCCUGACGACCGCCAAGGCGAUCGGUAACGGCUUCCCGAUCGGCGCCACCAUCGUCAACGAGCACGUUGCCUCCAAGAUCAAGGUCGGCGACCACGGUACUACCUUUGGCGGCAACCCGCUUGCGUGCCGCUUGGCGCAUUACAUUGUCGGUCGGUUGGCCGAUAAGGGACUCCAAGAAGGAGUCAAGAGCAAGAGCGAGAUCUUUGUCAAAGGGUUUGAGAAGCUCAGGCAAAAGUUCCCGAGCUUGAUUAAGGAGGUCAGAGGUAAGGGAUUGAUUUUUGGCUUGCAGUUGAGUGAGGAUCCUACGCCGGUUAUUAAGGCGGCGAGGGAGAGGGGACUGUUGGUUAUCACCGCGGGAACGAAUACGCUCAGGUUUGUGCCGAGUUUGCUGGUGACGGAGGGGGAGAUUGAGGAGGGGUUGAGGAUUUUGGAGGAGAGUUUUGAGGAGGUUAUGGUUAAGGCUUAGGAGUCUUGAGUGAGGUGGUUGGGAUUUGGAGUUGGUAAUGUUUGAGCGGAUUCGUUUACAUUAGCUGGAUGGAUGUGUAUAGGGGGGUACAUAAAAGGCCUGGCUGGGAUGGAUGGAUGGAUGCUGUACGGUUGAUGGGGUUUCUUUUUGCUAAAAUGGGAAGACAAAAACAGUUCAAAUUCUUUAA
This is a messenger RNA of Neurospora tetraspora, 1537 nucleotides long. Its product is annotated as putative acetylornithine aminotransferase precursor. The record is from RefSeq and is a predicted model, not a curated record. Gene Ontology annotation, biological process: arginine metabolic process. The transcript is spliced from 2 exons. Gene Ontology annotation, cellular component: mitochondrial matrix. Bases 130 to 1350 code for a protein of 406 amino acids. Gene Ontology annotation, molecular function: identical protein binding; pyridoxal phosphate binding; transaminase activity. Lineage: Eukaryota; Fungi; Ascomycota; Sordariomycetes; Sordariales; Sordariaceae.